Messenger RNA from Triticum aestivum (bread wheat), 1639 nucleotides. RefSeq lists its product as uncharacterized. The coding region runs from base 1 to 1296 and encodes 431 amino acids. NCBI's taxonomy places the organism in Eukaryota, Viridiplantae, Streptophyta, Magnoliopsida, Poales, Poaceae. The transcript has 3 exons. The record is from RefSeq and is a predicted model, not a curated record.
AUGCCCCACCUGGCAGAUCGCGCCCGCUUCCAAGCGGUGUGCCGCUCCUGGCGCUCACCGGCUUCCUCUCCGCUGCCGCAGCUGCCGUGGAUGCAAGCGGUAAUUCUUUCCUGGCAAUCAGUUUUCUCCCCGCCUCCGCCGCGACGGCCAUGGAAUUGGAUCCACGCGGUGUGCCGUCGUUCGCCGCAGCGGCGGACACCUUGGAUUGCGCUACAUGGCGGCUUCUACAAUAAGCACGGGCGCGCCCGCACUCACCCUGGAGGGUGCAGACGAAAUCGGUCCGCCGAUGACGACCAGGAGUGCAUCGCGUUCAGACGCCGGAAUAGCAACCCCUCCUUCCCCGACAACUUGCGGUGCAUUGGCUCCACGGAUAGCUGGCUCGUCCUCGACUACACUGACGAUCGGAGAAAAAUUCAUACCUAUUUCUUGCACAAUCCUUUCUCUAAAGAAGUUGUGUUGCUACCAGAGCUGGAUGCCAUCGUUGGUAAUAGUUCCAAGUUAUUUCAGAUCCGCAAGGUGCUCAUUCGGUCGCCCCCUGAUGACCAGCUCGUCAUUAUCAUGACCAACAACUGGAAUUAUCCAAUCAUCUUAAUCCGGCCGGGGAAGGGUGUGUGGCUACCGAAGCCACAAACAACCCCCUUCGUUGACAUCAUUGACAUCGUGCUCGUUGGAAACAGACUCUAUGGGAUCUCCAUGGCGGAGGACCUCUUCUCCUUCAAUAUAAGCUUUAGUGCCAGUGGCGUACCCAUGGUUACCAAUAUCAAGCACCACAUCAGAUCAGGUGAUGCUGAUCCCAAUGUUGAGAGCGACGUAGAUGAGGCCCAAGACCAUAAUGAGCACAAAAAGGGGCGGCACCAGCGCAACUUGUAUGACUUGAGGACUGGAGACAACAUGAUCAUUGAUGGCAUCCUCUGUGACGAGUUGCCUUACGCACCCAACGAUAACCUCGCCACAUUUUGGUACUUGCUUGAGUCGUGUGGAAAGCUAAUCAUGGUGAAGCGGCAAUUGCAAUGGCCUAAAUGUUGUUAUAGCAAAUUUACUCGUAAGCUGGAGGUUUUCGAGGCAGAUUUAAGUGAACGCGCCUGGUUGCCGGUGUCAGCUGGGCUAGGUGACCAGGCACUUUUCAUCAGUAAACGCUUCAGCAAGUCUGUUUCUGCAUCUGGAGGGAUAGAGGAGGAUGCUAUGUAUUUUAUCGAUACGGGUGAGGUGUUCAGCGUAAAAUCCCAAACUCAAUGCCUCCCGGUAGAGAGAAGCAUCGAUUCCUGCUGGUCAACAUGGAUCUUCCCGCCAAGUUAGCUUUUGCAUUAGCAGUUGCUCCAUAAUCAUGUCAUCAAUGGGGCGAUCGGAUACAUUAUUUUCUGUUGAUUCUGCAAUAAUGGGUGUUGUUGUCAAACAGGUUUGUGCUGCCUGCCGUGACGUACAAGUGAUUGUUUGUUUUUAUUUAUUGAACUGCAGACAAUUUCAUUGAACUUAAAUAUCUCUAUCAUGCUCCUUUGUAUUGUGCUUUACUGUAUAUCUGGUGUGUACUUGUGGCCAUUUUAUUUCAGAGUUUCCAGCUCUAAUGGAAAUCAGACUAGUAGGCAAGUAACCUUCAUAUGUUCUUGAAUGGUUGCACUAGCUUUUUAAAUUGGCAGGGGCC